GAUCAAUGAAACGUAUACAUAUAUACGUAUGAAGUCGCAUGUAUUGCCAGCGUGCUUCAAAGUAGCAAAUGGACGGCGGCCUGACUCACGUUCCGGUUACGUCAGGAGCGAUGACAGCAAGCGUGUGGACGCGAGUGUCCUGGUAUCUCGUAGGUGCUUGUAUGGCGAAUACACGAAGGAACGAUGUCGGCGGCCUCCACGUCGAUGCGCGAAUCGCGCUUUCCCAGCGAGACGCUCAAUAAUCCGCUUCCUCGGCUCACGCUUCUCGAAACGGUCCAAGUAAAUGGGAGAGAGAGAGCGAGAGGAUGUUCUAUCUUGUUCAGGAGAAGCUCGCAUCGCGUCGUUACACUUGCCGCGAGCUCGGUCCUAUGAAUCCCGAUGAGUCGGUGUUAUAACUCUCCUCGAUGUUGAGCGCUGGCGAUGCGUAUGCAUGAGGCGACGAUGAGGCGUUCCAUCGGGUGCACGUUCUCAGCAGUCUAAGGGAAUUCAGAUAUGGCUGAGGGUGGGACGGAGCCGAAGUUUAUUGACGGUCAGGUUUCGAAGGGUCAGUUAGAGAUAAACGAGUGCCUCGGUAACUGGCUGACGUACUUGCAGACACUUAAUGGCCUAUGUACAGCUGGUACUAAAUUGGCCCAAUCCCUGCAAGGGCUUCUCUCGGUUCACGACACGGUGGCACAGUGUCGUUUGACAGGUCAGUGUUUGGCCGGUUGGGAGGAAUUGGCAAGGGCUACGCAUGUGGCCAGCAAUACUGUGAAGAACCAUGUAAUCACUGCCCUGAGGGAUCACGAGUCUCGUGAUAAUGACGGGGACAAACAUGACAUUCUCAGAGAGAAUCUCUUGACAUUCAUAAACUUGCAAUAUCAAUUCUGCGUUGCUUGCUGUGAAUGUUUAGGUGGCAUGGCGGAAUGCUCAUGCUCGCAGAGCGGUAGCGGUGAUUGCGAUAUCGCCGCUCUUCAACAAUGCUUCGAACGUCUUUACAGUUCACCGAUACCACCCAUAUCCACCUCGUCCACUCAGCAUUCUGCUCAAAAUUACCAGAGGUCCCCCUUGCCGUACUCGUUGUUUCCUCUGCAGGUUCAGAGGAGAUGGUCGGAAACCGCGGCGGCGGAAAUGUCGGGCGAAUCCUGCGAGAACACGGUGAGGCGUUGGUCGAUGCCCUGGGACUGCAGGCACGUCAUAGAAUGGCCACGUCAGGAUGCGAGGUCGAGAUUAAGAGUGCCCCAGCAGGACCGCAGCAGGUCGACCACGCCUGAUUCGGUGUGGAAAACGUCCACCAUGGCUAGUCAGGACGGUCUUCAAGAAGCCAUUCAGCUGCUUUCUUGCAAGCCAGGAGUUCGACCGUCCAAUCAACUCUCGGCUUACACUAGUCAACAUAUCCCGGGCGUCACGUUGACGACCUGCAACUUCGAGUCGAACUAUGACUCUGCUAUUUGGCCAAGCUCGCGUAGAAUAGGCUCGCCUAGGUGCUGGCCGCAGGAUUCCAGCGACCAUUCUGAUCAGUCCGGACAUCGCGACAGCGAUCAGAGUGUCCACAGCGGCGAGCACAGGGACUCGGAACAGAGCGGUGCCAGCGGCAGCCACGGCGACAGUAAAGACAGCAUUCACUCGCAUUGCGAUCAUCGGGAGAUCGAAACCGGUACUGCGGACACACUGCCGUCUCGCAAGAGCAGCUCGUCCACUGAUUCCUGCAUCUCGGCGCACAGCAGGUCAGGCUCGGAGAGCGCAGGUGGCGGGGAGUGCACGAGGUCGCAAUUGUAUUCGAUGUGGAGCGGCGGCGACUUAUCCUUUAUCAAGUUGCCGGAGAGCAACGAAAUACAAGAUGAACAUCCACCCGCUUAAAUAUCCGCCAUCUCGUUUUAUACGAUGUAUCCACAGGCAAAACAGACGACCUUCGAAUCGUCGAGUGCACAAGAGACGAUUCCUUCCGAACUCGAGGAAGGGAAGUGUCGCACGCGCGCGAUAAAAGGAAGACACAUGACACUUUUAUCUAAAACGUUUUAUCUUAUUCUACAUAUUGUGCGAAGAGGUUCCUGAAGAGGACACUAACCGUUUGGAUAUAUUUUGCGAUCGAGUUGAUUCAAAGAUAAAUCUCUCGUCGCUAGGAUACAAUUCGUUGACUCGCGUUGAUUCACCUGGUGAAUUGACCAAUUCUAUUUGUCACGUGUACAUGUUUGAUAUUUGUGGGCGCAGUAUGACGGCGCUUAAUACGUGCAUAUUGACUGUGCGACUAACGAUAAAAAAACAUAUAUGUGUACUUAAAAGACAUCAUACAGGGUGCUCCCAGCUAUUUAUAACAUUACUAUAAACCAAAAAAACACCACGCAAUACGAGUUUCGAAACUCGUAUUGCGGCGAAACGUGUUUCGAGAACACGUAUCGUAAUAUCGCAUUUAAAUAGUAUCUGUUAACAAACAAAUACUACGAAAUAAUAUUCCGGUUUUGCGCUUGCAAAACGAACGCCCUGUACGCUGUUAACUCGUAUAUACGUAUACGAUUCACAGAUCUAUAAUACAUUAUUGCAUAAUUACGUAUAAUUCGGCAAUUGUCACUCAAAAUUGGUCGCAAAAUGUUUCUUAUAAUUUUAUCAUUUGUUAGACUCUGUCUGCGAACACGUUGCUCUUCAAUCUUCCGUGCUUAGCUCAGUAUCGAAACGCAUGCACGCGCGAUCGCUAAACAUUUCACGUUGCCUUGCUCAGCGAGCACGCGUGCACCGUCGUGGAUACGUGGAGUGCCGCUCAUAAAUUUCCAGAGACUGUUACCGCAAGCGUAUACACGUAUCUGCAGGCAUGCACGCGUAAUUUUAUUCUGAGAACUCACAAAUGUUGGCUUUUCAUCUUCCUGCUUGAGGGAAUUCCGAGGAGAUUCAGCGUGUGUAAAACAACAUCGAUGUCUGAUCGAUUUGAUGUAUGUACAAUCUUAACGGAAAAAAUAGUACUGUAGGCACAACCAGAUUUAUGUGUGGGCCAACUAUACUGUUUUGUACUUAUAUGGCACGGACGUGAUAAUCAAGACUCUCGAUGACAUUCUUACUCGAGUGCAUUCUUAAGAAAAAGGGGAACAAAACAAAAGAGGUUAUACAUACAUUCGCACAUUGCGUAACUGCACUUGCAUACGGAGACCAGGUGAAGCUUGGAGGCUGAUCUUAUAUUCGGUAAACUCGUUGCAUCUUAACAUUAUAUUAAAACAUGUGAGUUACUUUAUGAUAAAAUUUAUUGAAAAUAUCUUUAACGGUUAUACACUCUCACGUUCGCUUCUCGAGCUUUUUUUUAUAAUUAGAUUUAUUUUAUGCCAUCACUAACAUCGCUCGUAGACAACGGAAAGAAUAAAUUCGCUUUCGAGUGAGCGUCCUUUGAAGAUCACUCCUAAAUGAUCGUAGAGACCGCUCUGCGAUCAGUUAUGAUCAGUCUCUGAGUUCAGAAAGCAGAAUUUUGGAGCGUGUAUAUUGAUAGUUUAAUCGGCGAAUUUUACUUCAGAAUCACUUACUGUCUUGCUCGAAGGAAAAAUUCUCAAAUGCACGAAAUUCAGCGUAACUUUCAAAAGGCACUCUUGUACACGAUAACAAAAAAUAACAGAAACAUUAGUCUUUUUAAAAUUAAUCAUCACGUCCGUAACUACGAUCAGCGUGUCAGUAUAAAAAAAAUCACUCACGAAACACUAUCUCUUCAUGAAGAGGAGACGGGAAAUGUUGGUGAUGACUAAACUUCGUCAUCGACCAAGUCAUCCUCUACUUGACCAUAAUCAUCGUACUGAUCCUUCAGGUCGUCGUCCUCGUCCUUUUUCAAAGGACAAUUUAAGCAUCUUGACUCGUUCACCCCAUAGUUGAUGCACGUGUCACCUAUGCACUCGCAGCAACCAUCGUGGAACCACCUGUAGCUGGUGGCGCCCAUACUCUGACAAGACGCGCUGCAUUUGUUCCAAGAAAUGCACUGUGCCAUAAAGGCAACUGUGCAGUUGACUGUCAUCACGUUCGGCUUCAGGGCGUUCAAUUCUCCGUCGAGGUUGGUCUCUAUGGCAUAUUCAAACGUACGUUAUUAUUUUUCUGACCCGCUCUGCGAGCAACGUGUCGAGCAACGUCGUUCGCGAGGAGUUGUUUGUUUUGAGGAUAGGAUAAUUUUGUUAUACUCGUUAAUUUGUUUCGUCUCAUCGUUCGAUUAUAUCGACCGUGAGAAACGGAACAGAUGUCGAUGUUACUUGGACAUUAAAUAAAUAAACAAAUAAAUAAUUAAA
This is a messenger RNA of Odontomachus brunneus, 4226 nucleotides long. RefSeq lists its product as uncharacterized. The coding region runs from base 493 to 1839 and encodes 448 amino acids. The transcript has 10 exons. The record is from RefSeq and is a predicted model, not a curated record. NCBI's taxonomy places the organism in Eukaryota, Metazoa, Arthropoda, Insecta, Hymenoptera, Formicidae.